AUGCCCCGCAGCAAAAGCAAAAGCAAAAAUAAACUCGCCCGUGAUGAGCUCGAGGACCGUUUCGAGGAAGAGGCCCCAUGGAUCACGGAUCGAAUGCCAUCAGUGUCCAGCUUCAAGUUCUUCACCGAUCGCACAACGCAGGAAAACGUAUACGUCAAGGUCGGAGAAGCCAAGGUCGACAAGACCAAGGUCGGAGAUACCAAAGUCGAACAUGAGUUGGUUCCUGUGUACGUGGGACUUGGUGACGUUACCGGCAGCAGGAUGAUUACCUUCAACGUUCGCAGCCUAUAUCCUGAAAGAAUCAUACAUGAGAGCAAGGAGCUUUCCCGUAUUAAAACCAUAUACAACGAGCCGUUCGAUCGAUUGUUGCCUUUGCAAUACGAAUACCCGAGCGCCAGUUACGCCAACUCCUUACAAUGGGUCACCGAACUCAGGGCCCUUACAAUGUUUGCUUUCGUAUGGUGCGGGCACCGUGCUGAGUUCUUCGACUUCAACAAGGGCGAGGGAUUUAGGGUUCUUGUCGAAGUGCUGAAGCGCCGACCCAAGGCAACCGGUGCCGCAGCCAAGAGAGAUGCUGGUCCCAGGGCACAGAAGAGCGCAGAAGCAGAGGGACCUGUGGCAAGUGUGGAAGUUGAUUUAGUCCCGGGUGUCAUCGCGGACGCGAACACAAACACGGACUUGGCGUUGCAUAUGGACAAAGACAAGGAGAUGGACACGGAGAGCGGUACGGGUGCGGAGGAUAAUGCAGGCAUGAUUAUUCCCAUGUCCGCAACGGUCAAUGUUCCGAGCAGUGGGCAAGAUGCCAGUACACUCGGGAAUCAUGCCUCCAAGAAGCGCAAACUGAUGAAUUUGUGA
Molecule: messenger RNA, 855 nt
Organism: Paraphaeosphaeria sporulosa
Lineage: Eukaryota; Fungi; Ascomycota; Dothideomycetes; Pleosporales; Didymosphaeriaceae
Exons: 1
Coding region: 1-855 (284 amino acids)
Source: RefSeq, a predicted model, not a curated record